Galleria mellonella (greater wax moth) is the source of this 1425-nucleotide messenger RNA. RefSeq names its product lipopolysaccharide-induced tumor necrosis factor-alpha factor homolog. The record is from RefSeq and is a predicted model, not a curated record. The transcript has 2 exons. NCBI's taxonomy places the organism in Eukaryota, Metazoa, Arthropoda, Insecta, Lepidoptera, Pyralidae. Gene Ontology annotation, molecular function: zinc ion binding. The coding region runs from base 168 to 572 and encodes 134 amino acids.
UUCUGGUGCUAUAAUCAUAGAGAAAAUGUAAAUGAAUAUCUCUUUAUCAGUUUUGAUAAGAUAAUCGUAUAAAUGUAAUGUAUGUAUGUACUGAUAAGUGCUCCUAUUUUUACUCUUGAAAUGUAAGUAUCUAUAUAACCAAUACUCUACAUGUGAAUAUAUUUAUAAUGGCUUCAAAUAGUGAUGAAAAUCAAAUUAAUAUACCAGCGGCAGUGCUGAGAGUAGAAACUGAAACAACAAGCUAUCACCACGAACCGCCACCACCGUACUAUUCUGCGGGCACAGCAGUAACAGAACGGCCUAUCAUCCAUCAGACAAUAAUAAUACAAGCAUCACUGAGAGAUAAACCUAUGUUAUACGAGUGUUCUGCUUGUCGAGAAACAGUGUUUACGAAAGUGCGUUAUGUUAAUUCUCAAAAGACACAUUUAAUAGCCGGUUUUAUAUGUGGCUUCACAGUAUGGUGCAUGCUAUGCUGCUUGGCUGCUAUACCUUAUUUUGUGCCAGCAUUUAAAAAGGCUGAACACUACUGUCCAAUUUGCAAUCAAUUUCUUGGUUCUUAUACAAAAAUCUGACAUCAAAUUAAUAGUCUUGGUCUUAACAGAAAUACACAUAUGGAAUUGCCCAUGUGUACAUUAAAUCCUUACAGUUAGACAUUUUAUUUUAUAUUGUAGGAGGAUGCUCCACAUUAAACUAUGACCUAUCAAAUUUCAAACAAAAAUUACUUAUUUAAAAUGUAAUAGUUUUAGAUAAUUAUUAAUUGCAGUUUUUCAUGUAAAGUAGUAUAUAGGCAGAUAAUACAAAGCUAUAAUUAUUUACCCAGCUUACAAUCCAUAUAAUUAUGUAUCCUCCUUAAUACGGACCUUGUCCUUACUUUGUAAAAUAAUAGUGGUGUGCAUAAUAAAUGUGUAUUUAUUCUAUACAUUUUAAUAACAAAUGAUGAAAUCUAAUACUCAACACAUUUUAAAUGUUCAGGAACAGAAUUAAAAAAAAAAUAGAUUUAUCAUAACAAUUUCAGAUAGGGUAGCAAAAGCCUUUGGCUUCUAUUAUUUCCAAAUUUAUUUGAUUUUAUAUUUAUAUGAGGGAAAGAUUUUAUAAUUUUUAAAAUAUAAAUGAUAUUUUAUAGAUAUUAACAUCAAUAUUGGUGCUGCUCAUUGAUGAAAAGUGUCCAUACUUAAGUAUCAUAUGUACAUUUACUGACAAUUUAGAAAAAAUAAAUGUUCAAUAUUCCUGAAUGAAUAUCUACAAACUUUAUAAAGUAAAAUAUUAAUCACAGGCUGCUCAUAAAUUUCCCACUAUAUUGCUACUUUUUUAUAUAUUGUUUUAUAUGUAAUUAGCAAUAUUAUUUUCAAUAUAUUUUAAUAUUAUAUAUUAAAACAUAAUUAGUACAUGAAUAUUUUUGUACAAUAAAGUGGUAUUUUAGUAAAA